AUGAUCGAUAAUGAAUUAGAUCAAUGUGAAGAAUCAAUAAUACAACGAAAAAGAAUAUCUUUAAUAACUUCAUUUGUUGCGUCAUUACAAAAAGAUGAACAAACUGAAAAAAAGAAAAAUGAACAAGAAAAAACUCGUAAGAAACUUACAGCAUCACUAGUUCGAUAUUAUAAUGAUCCAAUAUGUCUAUCAAGAAAUGAAGUAUUACAUGAAAUGCUCUUGCUUCUGGUUGCUGGUUUUGAAACAGGUGCAACUUCUCUAGCUUGCUUCAUUCAUUUGAUAAGUAACCAUCCUCAUGUACAACAGAAGAUUAAAUCCGAAUUGAUGAAUAACAAUGCUCAACGAGAUUUACCUAUAGAAAAACUUAAUUCACUAAUCUAUCUCGAUUGUGUUAUUAAAAAAGUAUUUCGUUAUUCUCCACCCUUUACUGGAACAUAUCGUAUAUUAACAACUGAUGAUUAUUUACCAACAAGUGGUAUUCAACUAUUCAAAGAUGAUCAAAUAUUUAUUCUAAUUUAUAAUCUUGCAGUUGACACUAAAUUAUGGUCAAUUGAUCCAAAUAAGUUCUAUUCAGAAAGAUUUUUAGAUCAAGGUCGACAACAUCAUCAUCCAUAUACAUGGAUUCCAUUUGGUACUGGUCAUUGA
This is a messenger RNA of Rotaria sp. Silwood2, 645 nucleotides long. The record is from the annotation of a GenBank genome assembly. NCBI's taxonomy places the organism in Eukaryota, Metazoa, Rotifera, Eurotatoria, Philodinida, Philodinidae.